AUGAUGUGCAGCGAACACGAUUCGCUGGAUUUUAUCAAUUCCUCCCAAAAUGGACCUUAUAGUUCUUCGAUAGCCUCUUCCGCCUCUUCGUCCUCAGCCUCGGUCUGGUCUGAAACUUCAUCUCAGGCCUCUGAUGAUACCUCCAUCUCCGUAUACACUUCCGACGCAUCAGAACGAUGCGAUUCUUACACCCCUACUCGGCAAUCUAUGCCGACCCGAUCUGAUAUUUUAUGCAACCAUGUUCCACCUGUCUGUUGGCCAGGACAACCGCAACAAGCCGGUGUUUCACAAGAACUCCGGAGGAAUCCGCGCCGUACCAGUAGCAGCGCGACGUCCAGGACUGGAUGCCCUCCGUCUCUAGUCCGCCAAAGCGAUCGAAAGGUCAAUUUUGUCGAUAGCCUCGUCGAUUCAUCGACGCAGAUAGUUGAAGCAAUUUGGCCACUGUCUUCCGUUUUUCACCGGCAGGAGCUUGGCAACAAGGCCGUGCUACCACUACGGACUUUUAUCCAAGAAACGUUGCGCCGCUCACGUACGAGCUAUUCUACGUUGCAAGUUGCGCUGUAUUAUUUAAUAUUGAUCAGACCUCAUGUUCCUAAUCACGAUUUCACUAUGGAGCAACCCGACGAGGUUCAUGCGAACCGGGUGCUGCAGUGUGGUCGUCGAAUGUUCCUUGCUGCUCUAAUUCUUGCUUCCAAGUAUCUACAAGACCGAAACUACUCGGCGCGAGCUUGGAGCAAGAUUUCAGGGCUCGCAACACAAGAAAUUAACCAAAAUGAGAUGGCAUUCUUAAUUGCUGUAAAGUGGAAGCUCCAUAUCACGGAUGAUGUCUUCAAGCGUUGGACGGAAAUUGUACUGAGGCACACACCACCACAACCUCCAUCCGGUUCUGUUUGUUCUCAGAUCUCAGAGCAACAAAAUCAAGAUUGGAAGAACUUGAUUCUACGGCUUGAGCCGGGGUUGGGCAAUAUCGAAGAGCUUAUUCCGCUAAGUCCUCUCACAAUUAAAGCAAAGGACUCGACGCCGGUUCCGUCUCUGCCGAGCCUUUGCGGACAGGUGGAUAAGUUAACGUAUACGAGUGACGCAGCUACGCCGAAGACUUACAAUAUUCCAUUCGUCAUGGAGCCUGCACCCGCUCCUGUAAAUACUCCGGGUCGUCCCGCUCCGGCUCUAGGUCUGCUUCCUACUCCUCGCCUCACACCGCAAUCAAUUGGGUUUAGCACUCCCGCCGCAAGUACCGCUACUUGUCUCCUUAGUAGUAAAGGCUCGAUGGGUUACGCUAUGGCACAAGCUGCAAACGUAACUGCUUCGCAAAACCUGGAUAGGUGGCCUGGAUCUCUCAGUUCCUCACCUCUCAGUUACGUUUUCACACGUCGCUCGUCUCUUGCUAAUUCUAUUUCGACGGCUUCUUCGCCAGAAUCGAUGAUAUCUGACUCGUCACGAACGUCUCGCUCAUCCUCGAUCUCAUCAGCUUCGUCAUUGGCCAGCGCGCCGUCCACCAAAUUGGAUGUUCAGGCGCGAUGCCGAUACGCGAAGUUGUGUAGUGAAAGGUAUAGCUUAAGAACAAUCAUCGCUUCAGUGCCAGAAGACUACGAAGAGAAUUGUGUUACAUCCUCUCCCGAAUCUUACACCGGCCCGGUCAGUAAGGAUUUGGUGCAAAUGUCAUUGGAAACCCCAUUGGCCAGAGGAUGUGAAUUGGACGAAACGGCGAAUGCUGCCAGGGUUUUACAGCAACUCCAUUCCCAGCUUCAAAACUGUCACCCGCAGCCUCGCUCUUCUACCAAGCCUGGUUCAAAGCGUAGCCGACCAUUGUCAAUCGAUAACUCGCUCCAAGAGAAUGUGCGUGAAAUUCUAGGCAGCCAGUGCUACGAAAAGGAACGUCCGGGUGUUACGGCCUGUGGUCUCCCGACUCCGGAAUCGGGAAACCAACGGACGCCAGUUCUAUCAAAUGGAGGCCGGAAGCGGAUGUGCUGCUCGUACGAUGCCCGGCCGUUUAUUCCUUCCAUCCACCCUGCAGUCGGUGGUCCCGGUGGACCAGGAAUGUGGGAAGGCAUCUUAAAUUAG
Daldinia caldariorum is the source of this 2061-nucleotide messenger RNA. RefSeq lists its product as uncharacterized. Gene Ontology annotation, cellular component: cyclin-dependent protein kinase holoenzyme complex; nucleus. The coding region runs from base 1 to 2061 and encodes 686 amino acids. Gene Ontology annotation, molecular function: protein kinase binding; cyclin-dependent protein serine/threonine kinase regulator activity. Gene Ontology annotation, biological process: regulation of cyclin-dependent protein serine/threonine kinase activity. NCBI's taxonomy places the organism in Eukaryota, Fungi, Ascomycota, Sordariomycetes, Xylariales, Hypoxylaceae. The record is from RefSeq and is a predicted model, not a curated record. The transcript is spliced from 2 exons.